AUGGUGCGGAACAUGGAUGACCUGGACUUCCAGCUGCCCUCUCACGCCCAGGACAUGCUGGACGGCCUGCAGCGGCUGCGUGCCCUGCCCAAGCUGGCGGACGUCACGCUGCUGGUGCGUGGCCGGGAGCUGCCCUGCCACCGCGGCCUCCUGGCACUGAGCAGCCCCUACUUCUACGCCAUGUUUGCUGGAGACUUCUCCGAGAGCUUCUCUGCGCGCGUGGAGCUGCGGGACGUGGAGCCGGAUGUGGUGGGACAGCUGGUGGACUUCGUGUACACAGGCCGGCUGACCAUCACGCAGAGCAAUGUGGAGGCGCUGACGCGCACCGCCUCCCACCUCCACUUCCCCGCCGUGCAGAAGGUCUGCGGCCGCUACCUCCAGCAGCAGCUGGAUGCCACCAACUGUCUGGGCAUCUGUGAGUUUGGGGAGCAGCAGGGGCUGCCGGGUGUGGCCGCGAAGGCCUGGGCCUUCCUGCGGGAGAACUUUGAGGCUGUGGCCCAGGAGGAGGAGUUCCUGCAGCUGUCCCGGGAGCGGCUGGCAGCCUGUCUGGCCAGCGACCUGCUUCAGGCACAGCCAGAGCAGAGCCGGCUGGAGGCUUUGCUGCGCUGGGUGCGCCACGACCCCCAGGCCCGGGCCGCCCACCUGCCUGAGCUCCUUAGCCUGGUGCGCCUGGAUGCCGUGCCCGGGCCCUGCGUGCAGCAGCUGCUGGCCACGGAGCCCCUGAUCCAGGGGUCAGAGGCGUGCCGGGAGGCCCUGGCCCAGGGCCGGAGUGAGGUGCUGCCUGGCCUGCAGCAGAAGCUGCAGGAGGUGCUGGUGGUGGUGGGCGGGCAGGCCAUGGAAGAGGAGGAGGAGGGCAGCGAAGACCCCGCCCCCCGCCUCGGGAACUUCGCGUUCUACAACACCAACGCCAGGAGGUGGAUGGCUCUCCCGGACUUCCCCGACUACCACAAGUGGGGCUUCUCGCUGGCGGCGCUCAACAACGACGUCUACGUCACAGGCGGCUCCCGGGGCACCAAGACUGACACCUGGUCGACCACCCAGGCCUGGUGCUUCCCCCUGAAGGAGGCAGCGUGGAAGCCCGUGGCACCCAUGCUGAAGGCCCGCACCAACCACGCCAGCGCCGCGCUCAACGGCGAGAUCUACGCCAUCGGAGGCACCACGCUGGAUGUGGUGGAGGUGGAGAGCUAUGACCCCUACACGGACAGCUGGACGCCCGUCAGCCCCGCCAUCAAGUACGUCAGCAACUUCUCGGCCGCCAGCUGCCAGGGCCGGCUCUACCUGGUGGGCUCCAGCGCCUGCAAGUACAACGCUCUGGCCCUGCAGUGCUACAACCCCGUGACAGAUGCGUGGGGCGUGAUCGCCUCGCCCUUCCUGCCCAAGUACCUGUCCUCCCCCCGCUGUGCCGCGCUGAACGGGGCGCUCUACCUCAUCGGGGACAACACGAAGAAGGUUUAUGUCUACGACCCUGGGGCCAACCUGUGGCAAAAGGUGCAGUCCCAGCACAGCCUGCAUGAGAACGGGGCGCUGGUGCCGCUGGGCGACACGCUGUACGUGACGGGCGGCCGCUGGCAGGGCAUGGACGGCGACUACCAUGUGGAGAUGGAGGCCUACGACACUGUGCGGGACGCCUGGGCCCGCCACGGCGCCCUGCCCCGCCUCUGGCUCUACCACGGAGCCUCCACCAUCUUCCUGGACCUCUCCCUGUGGACGCAGCCCUUCGGAUCCUCUCCGGAGCACUGAGCUGGGCGGCUCCCGGGGUAGCCCCCCACCCAGGGCCACGAGGAACAGCCCAGACCACCAGAUGGCACAGCUCAGAGAACACGGCUUAGUCUCUGGAGCCUCCACACCAAACGCCGGUGACA
Molecule: messenger RNA, 1862 nt
Organism: Dipodomys ordii (Ord's kangaroo rat)
Lineage: Eukaryota; Metazoa; Chordata; Mammalia; Rodentia; Heteromyidae
Gene: Klhl30
Product: kelch-like family member 30
Exons: 7
Coding region: 1-1740 (579 amino acids)
Molecular function (GO): protein binding
Source: RefSeq, a predicted model, not a curated record